GGGAGGUCGGGUCUGCCCUGUCCUCUAUAUUUAACUCAAACUACAGACCGCUAGGGCUGUGUGAAGCUCUUCCUACAGUAUCUCUUUCUUUCUGUGUCUCUGUGUACGUACAGUAUGUAGUUGCUCUAAAAUGCACUACAACCUUUCUUAGUUGCGAUUCCCGCAUCGGACAUUCAGUAAACAGGGCAGAGGUUGUCAGCUGGACAUCUACCUCCCUUCUCUUUCUGACACACACGACUGGCCAAGUAUGAUCCUCAUAGUAAAGCUGUCAUCAGCUGUGUGUGUCCUUGAGACUGUUAAAGUGUAGGUCAGUAGUGAAGUCAUGUGUUUCUGAUUGGGUAAACAACACCAGGUGGUCAUUUUAUAGCACCCUCCAAAUGACCCUGUGAUUAUUACAUGGAAAGACUCCGCUGAUUCACAGUGUCCUGAUUCUAUACAGACAAAGUGGAGCACAGCUACAUUUCCCCUUUAAGUGCCUCUGUCCUCUAACUGAUGUUUUGCAGGUAAAAGCAGAGGCAGACAGCGGCCUUCGGCCCCACCAGCCAUGGAGGGACUCUACUUUGAAGUGAAGCCCAGACGGGAUGAACCCUCCAAGCCAGGGAGCGCUGAGAGACCCCUUCCUAACAUAACUUUAAACCACCGCUCAUGUCCAUCACUUUCACAUUUCACCUCUUCCGCACUGUGUCCUCAGAAACCCUCUUCUGCUAGGGACAGGAAUACAACAUUGGGGGAAAAGGUCAAGGAAGAAGGAGAGGAGGAGGUACGAUACAAACUGAUAUUGAUCGGUUUUCUGCCCGUCCACCACCUGACCACCAUGGCCAUGCUGCCUUGGGUGGUGGCUGAGAUCAGCAAGUCUCGGCUUGCAGAGAAGAAUCUGGGUCCUGGGAUGCGGUCUGGAGGACAGUUGGAACCUUCUACCUGUAAUCAGAAAGUUUUUCUGUGUGCGUCAGCAUCAUUGGUGCGAUGUGUGUCCGUUCUGGGAGAGGGAGUUGUCUGGGACCCUUUGACACACACAGUGCUGUUUGAAUGUCGUCCUCAUCAAGUGACAAAGCUAAUUCACAACAGCCAGGAGCCUAGCAGCUUUGGCUGCAUGGUCAGAGAUGCAAAAAACUGUGCCUGCUAUGUCUUCCAGUGCCAGGACAGCACCAAGGUUCCUGAGAUCAUCAGUACGUUGAGACAAGCUGGCAAGAGCUCCGCACGCAGUGAUGACAUCACCACCAUUUCCAACAAAACUUCCACUGGAGGCAACGAUUCAUCUGAAAAAUGCUUUUCUUCUCUCUCCACAAUGACAACCUCCGCAGCACCCUCUGCUGCUGUGUCUCCGACGGCCUUUUCCAAGAAGUUUGAGGUGCUGUUCUGCGGCCGUGUGAGUGUUGCUCACAAGAAAGCCCCUCCGGCCCUGAUUGAUGAGUGCAUCGAGAAGUUUGGCCAGUUGCAUGGCUCAGGGACGAGCAAUAAAGAAGGAAAUAGUGGGGGAUUGGUGGGUGGGCUGAGGAGGGUAUUAGCCUUUCAAUCCAAUGGACUCGAGAGCAGUGACAAUGGUAAUGGUGCUGCAAGGAGCCCAACCACUGGGAAGCAUCCUGUCCUGUUUAAAAGAGACCCCAGCUUUCCCUGUCUGCAGGCCCUGGAUGAGAAUGGACUCUCUCCUGAGAUCUCUCUCACCAGCACUACAGACUCACACACCCACUCUGCUGGAGUACAGCCCACCAGCCUGCAGGAGAACAGGACCAUGCUGUUUACGGUGGGCAGGUCUCAGAUCUUCUUGGUUAGUCCAGACACUAAGAAAGUUGCCAUAGAGAAGAGUUUCAGAGAAAUCUCCUUCUGCUCACAGGGUAUUCAUCACGUGGAUCACUUUGGCUUCAUUUGCAGGGAGACAGUGGAAGGAGGAAGCUUCCACUUUGUUUGCUAUGUCUUCCAGUGCACCGAUGAAUCACUGGUGGAUGAGAUCAUGCUGACUUUGAAGCAGGCGUUCUCCGUGGCAGCCCUGCAGCAGAAUGCAAAGACCCAGAGCCAGCAGUGUGACAGCUGCCCCAUACAGCAGCUCCACAGACUGUGUGAGAGGAUAGAAGGUCUUCCCCCAUCUAAAACCAAGCUGGAGCUUCAGAGACACUUGGCCACUCUGGACAACCAGGAGCAAGCGUCAGUCUUUGAAAACACUAUGAGGGCUCGUCCUAAGAGCGAUCAGGAAGAGAAUGAGUUGGUGAUGGCCUCUUUAAGGAAUCUGUAUGAGGAGAGGCAGAGGAGCCAUCAGCACACUCUGCCUGGAGACAGAAAACAGCUGUGUGAGGAGGCAGCUCCAGUCCCAGUUGAGGCACAGCAGAGUAGCAGUCGGCAGCGACUUGAGCAGUUCAAGAGCCGAGCCAAGCGCUCUCUCACUGAGUCCCUGGAGGGGAUCUGGAAGGGCAGCAGCAAGGCCAGAGCUCAGAGGGACAACAGUUUAGGAAGUGACAGCGGCUCUUCCAUUUGUACCGUCAACAGCAGCCAAGACCAGCCUUGUCUAGAUGACCCCUUGCCUGCCUUCUCCCAGCUGCGACCCACCAGCCCACUCAGGUGCCACAACUCAACAGGAGACCUGAAGCGCCUUGACUCCUCUCUCGCCCUGUCUCCCUCCUCCUCUUUACCCGGUGAUGCUCAGCCUCAGGGCUUACGCCGACGGGCCAACACUUUCAGCCAUCCUUCCACCCCUUCCUCAGCAGAGUACUCACCGGUGCACACACUAACUCACACACCACAGGACCCUACUGCAGCUACUAAGCCCAAGCUCGUAAGACACUACUCCGUCAGCACCGACACUCCACACCAGAGCAAACAUGUCCCAACCGACUCCACCCUUCCUCCUGUUCCUCCCUGCCCUUCGUCUCCCUCUCCUUUCCUCCCUUAUCAUCCUUCCUCACCUUCUACUGGAGCCCAGCUCAAUAAAAGAGGUCCUCUGGGUGGUCUGCGUGCUCGUCUCCACUCCUCCUCCUCUGUCCCUAAUUUUCUGAAAUUUUCAUUUCUGGCCCCUGUCCAAGAGAAUGAUUGUCCUGAGCCAAAGAGCAGUGAUGUAGCAGCUCUGUCUACACGAAGUGCAGCAUAUGGAGUAGGGGAAAGCCCUCUGCGCAGUCACCGCCACUCAUGGAGGCAGCAGAUCUUCCUACGGGUCGCUACACCUCAGAAGAACACUGAAACCAAUGAGCGGGGGGAUCCCUGUCUUGAGGGGGGUCGAGUGUGCGUGGGCCAGGUGGGAGUUGGAGGAAGUGGGGACUCGUCCAUAAGGGUGGUGCCUGAGGAGAGGACGAAAAGGAGCAAAGAGGAGCUCAGGGAGCUCUGGAGGAAGGCCAUCCUGCAGCAGAUCCUGCUGCAGAGGAUGGAAAGGGAGAACCAGAAACUACAGGCCUCAGAAAAUGAUCUGCAGAACAAGCGUCUGAAGCUGGACUACGAGGAAAUCACACCGUGUCUGAAGGAUGUCACUCUGGUCUGGGAGAAGAUGCUGGGAACUCCUGCAAGGGCAAAGGUCAAGUUUGACACAGAGACCAUACAUGCUGCUGUUGCACAAGGUGUCCCAAGACAACAUCGAGGCGAGAUCUGGAAGUUUCUGUCUGAACAAUACUUACUCAGGCAGACGGUCCCGUCCAGACCCCCGGCCAAUCCCACUCCAUACAAAGAGCUGCUAAAACAGCUCACCUCGCAGCAACAUGCCAUCCUCAUAGAUCUGGGGCGCACUUUUCCAACGCAUCCAUAUUUCCAAGCACAGCUGGGGGCAGGACAGCUGUCUCUGUAUAAUUUACUGAAAGCCUACUCCCUGCUGGACCCUGAGGUGGGCUACUGCCAGGGCCUGUCCUUUAUUGCUGGAGUGCUGCUGUUACACAUGGGGGAAGAGGACGCCUUCAACAUGCUCAAAUUUCUAAUGUAUGACGUGGGGCUUCGCAAACAGUACAGGCCUGACAUGAUAAUCCUGCAGAUUCAGAUGUACCAGUUGUCGCGGCUGCUCCACGACUACCACCGGGAUCUUUACAGCCACCUAGAGCAGCAGGAGAUUGGACCCAGCUUAUACGCCACCCCCUGGUUUCUCACCGCCUUUGCCUCACACUUCCCCCUCGGCUUCGUGGCCAGAGUGUUCGAUAUGUUGUUCCUGCAGGGGUCAGAGGUCAUCUUUAAGGUGGCCUUGAGCCUGCUGGGGAGCCACAAGCCUCUGAUCCUGCAGCAUGAGAACCUGGAGUCCAUAGUGGACUUCAUCAAGACCACACUGCCCAACCUGGGCCUGGUGCAGAUGGAGAAAACCAUCAACCAGGUUUGUCAGAUGGACAUGUCCAAGCAGCUCCAGGCCUACGAGGUGGAGUACCAUGUCUUGCAGGAUGAGUUGCUGGACACACCCACGACCCUCAACCAACAACAGCGAGCCGCACAGCUGGAGAGGACCAAUCAGAGCCUCCGACAGCAAAACCUCGACCUGCUUGAGGAGCUACAGGUGUCGCACGCUCGCAUCUGCAGCCUGGAGAGCCGAGUGGAUGCUUUGGCCCAGUCGGAGGCCCAGCUGAGGGACCACGUUUCGGCACUGGAGGAGGAGAAGAAGCAUUUGUUUAGCACCGUCACACGCCUCCAGGACCUCCUCACCAGCCUCGGCAUACACACCACCCCUGAUGGACACGCCCCCCCCCACCCUCUGAAAGACACAGUCACAACGACAGCAAAGAUGGAAGACAGAGAGGGUCUGGCGAGCAGGACUGAUGACUCCCUUCCCCACUCUUUGGUUCUUCCAGAGGGUUCAUAACUGCACAUACAUUUUUCCAAAUGGUAAGGUCGCCUAGACGAGGAAUCAUUUGUGGAAGGCCCAGGAAGAGAAGGUCGAGUGAGACGUAAAGAUGACUCCCUACCUCGACCUUUAUCCUCUUCCCGGCUCCAGAAUGUUUUAAUAAGAAGAGAAAAUCCUAAGGUAGUUGGACCUAAAACAGAGAGGAGAAGAAUGGAAAUGUAACAAAAAUGGGGAUUAAAAAAAAUAAAAGAGAAAGAAAAACAAAGGAUGGCACCCUUGAGUAUUAUCCCAAAAAGCAAGACUGCCCACUUCCCGCUCUUUAAUAAAUAUAAAAAGAAAAUGUGAUUUGAACAACAAUCCCCAAAGGUAG
Messenger RNA from Perca fluviatilis (European perch), 5102 nucleotides. RefSeq names its product TBC1 (tre-2/USP6, BUB2, cdc16) domain family, member 1 (gene tbc1d1). NCBI's taxonomy places the organism in Eukaryota, Metazoa, Chordata, Actinopteri, Perciformes, Percidae. The record is from RefSeq and is a predicted model, not a curated record. The transcript has 23 exons. The coding region runs from base 545 to 4750 and encodes 1401 amino acids.